This is a messenger RNA of Adineta steineri, 894 nucleotides long. Lineage: Eukaryota; Metazoa; Rotifera; Eurotatoria; Adinetida; Adinetidae. The record is from the annotation of a GenBank genome assembly.
AUGACCAGUUUUGAUCCUCACUCUACCAAGUUACCUGCUAAUGCUUCAGCUGAUUCGAAUGGUGCUUGUCCUCAUUGUCAUCAAACAAUGAAGAAGAGUGCAACUUCCAAUGAUGGUUUUCAAACUACUUUAGACAAGUUAUUUCCUAAUGCAUAUGGACUGGAAGAAUUUGUCUUUGAAACAAAACAAACAUUAGUUCCCAAAGGCUUCUAUCCUCAUGUCAACACUUUGGUUUGUGUUGGUUUAUGUCGUGACGAGAUAACAAGUCCUUUCGAAGAAGAAAUCGAAGCUAUGUGGGGUCAAGCAUUCAUUUGUGGUUCUCUUGGUGGUAUGCUAUUUUGUGGUGAAACUGGCUUUGCUGCUGCUCAUCAUCAUGCACCUAGUAAUGGUUUCUUCGUUUAUUAUUGUUUUACUCAUAUUGCCAUCGAUCAUGAAGGAAAUGUUGGUGCUGUUUAUAGAACACGCAGUGGUAUGAAUGAAAAGACAACAGCAUGUGGUGCACUUGCUGCAUUUACUAGUGAAAUUGCAUCGAAUAAACUAAAUCUCACCUUUAAUGAAGAUGACAUUGAAAUGAGUAUGUUAAAGAAGCAUAUAGUUAAGAAGACUAAUCUUUCGACUGAUCCUGCAAAGGCUCCAAAUCUCUUCGAAGUUACUAUGGCUGCUUAUGAAACAAUUACAAUGGAUUUAGAAAGACAUGUGAAACACGAUGCAGAAAAGUUUAAAGAUCGUCAGUAUGCUUUAUUUACUGGUGUUCAAAUACAUGGACCAAAUGGAACAGAUUAUUGUUGGUUGGGAAAAGCCAGUUUACUGAUCAAAGGAGAGCUUUCACCACUUGUUCUUUCGGCAAAUCCUACUUCACAAGUACAAACUGGAUCAACAACGAAGUCACACUGA